Molecule: messenger RNA, 1515 nt
Organism: Daldinia caldariorum
Lineage: Eukaryota; Fungi; Ascomycota; Sordariomycetes; Xylariales; Hypoxylaceae
Exons: 2
Coding region: 1-1515 (504 amino acids)
Source: RefSeq, a predicted model, not a curated record
AUGGCGGUGGACCGCGACUUGGUGUUGCACUAUCUACAACACCGCCUAAUAAGGCGAUUCAUAGUUAUAGGCAUAAUUGUUUUCGGCCUUAUCAUGGUCAUCUUUGAGGUGACCCAUCACGAACUAUACCGGACAGCACCCUUCGAGCGCUUAGGCGACCUCUUAAGUUCCGAAGAACCCGAAACUCCAGUAGCUGGGAAAUGUACCACCUGGCCCGUAGAUGCGAAAGGCCGAUACACGCCGGCUCAGCGAAAUACCACAACACCAUCACUAAAGAGCUACGCCCCCGAAGGUGGCUGGAAGAAGCCCGAAGGCAUCAGGAUCGUCGCGCUGGUCUUCUACGGCCGCAAGAGAACGGUCGACUUCUUAGACUGCUACUUACAGCAGAACCUGGCCGUAAAUGGUGGAUACGUUGACGAAGUUCGGUUCAUGGUCCAUACGAACAAUGAAGAUGAUCUUAAAUACUUGAAGAACCUCGUUUCGCAAAGGAAAUCGCAAUAUUUCAUCGUGGAGUCAGGAUCUUGCGAAGGGUCGAGCUACGGGUGCAUAUGGGACUCGGUUAUCGAGGACGAUACUAUCUACGUGAAGAUCGACGAUGAUAUCAUUUUCAUACAUCCAGAUGCUAUCCCCCAGCUGGUUCAUACUCGGAUCGCAGCGCCUCAUCCUUUCGCCGUUUCCGCAAAUCUGGUAAACAGUCCUCUCACGGGCUAUGAGCACUUCCAUGUUGGCGCCAUCCACGCCUUCCGACCCGAUCCGAGCGAUAAGCCGUCAUAUGCUGCCGCCGAAUCGUGGCGACCAUCCGACAAGAGCCCCUUUCCCGCAUCAAAGCUGCCGGAACUCAAAAUCAGUAAGCUCAAGAGCAUAGCGCUAGAGGAUGAAAUUUACCCCCAGACCCCCUAUACCGGCCACCCCUUCCUUCUGAUAUCAGAUAGCCACUUUGAUCUCAUGAAGACGCCGAUGGGGCUCAAUUAUCUACGUGGGGGCGAAAAGGGCGUCGAAGCCAUGUAUGAGGCCGCGUGGAAAUCCUGGGCCAUCGCGAGUCAGCAACAGUACUCGCUAUUGAAGAACCUGGAAGACAACGCCAUGACGCGUUAUUUCUUCGGAUCGCCCAUAGACUUCCCUACGAACAUCACGAACUCAUCCGCACCCGUCCUCAAGUACCAGGCGCGAAACAAAGGAGGUCCCGGAGCAGAACAGCUUUACAACACCCAAUACAAGCGCUACAACCUGAACUUCGUCGCCCUGUGGGGCCACGACAUAAGGCGGUCGCUCCCGAUCGCCGAGGACGACGAGCAGGACAUCACGGUCACGAUCCCGAAGCGCAUGCGCCGGCCCUUCGUUAUCGACACCCGCGCCGUGGUCGGCCACCUGAGCUUCUACCCCCAGCACGAGGGCGUCAAGACGACCGAUCUGCUGGAUCGGUGGCGCAGCUUCGCCAACGAGAUGAUAUGCGCGCCGCAUAAUCAGAAGAAACCGUUCGACAGGCGGUGUCCCGGGUUCGAGGACCUUAAAUAG